CGCGCACACACGCACGCCCUCAUUCUCGGUCCCUCGGGCACACACACACACUCACAGAGGCAGACACACAUUCACUAUUACUCACUCCUUUCUCUUUUCAAAAGCCCCUUGUGAGGUAGAUUGACAGGCUAGAAUGAAAAUGAGGCGGACGCUCGGUCACGACUUCAGUGCGUACGCGUCCUUAUGAGGAGACCUCUAAACUUGGAUCGUAUCACCAUGGGAGCUGUUUGGGCUACAAGAGACUUUUGUUUGUUUUUGCUCUUGUUAAAUAGUCGCCAAAGUGCUGCGCUUCCAGAUAUUCGAGCAGACCCAUGUGCUGAGGGGAGUGAUGGCUGUCACAUUGAUGCUAUAUGUCAGACGACCCUGCAGGGCUCAUACAAGUGCACAUGCAAAGCAGGCUUCAAAGGAGAUGGCAAGCACUGUGAAGACACUGAUGAAUGUGACCCGGAGUACAAUGGUGGCUGUGUACACGAGUGCAACAAUAUACCGGGAAAUUAUCGCUGCACUUGCUAUGAUGGCUUCAAUUUGGCCCACGACGGCCAUAACUGUUUGGAUGUGGACGAGUGUAAGUUCAACAACGGUGGCUGCCAGCACACUUGUGUCAACACCAUGGGCAGCUACGAGUGUCGCUGCAAGGAUGGCUUCUUCCUCAGCGACAACCAACACACAUGCAUCCACCGCUCUGUUGAGGGCCUCAACUGUAUGAAUAAGGAGCACGGCUGCGCCCACAUCUGCAAGGAGACGCCAAAGGGGGGCGUGGCCUGUGAGUGUCGACCGGGGUUCGAGCUGGCCCGCAACCAGAGAGGCUGCAUCUUGACGUGUAUCCAUGGCAAUGGGGGGUGCCAGCACACCUGUGAGGACACAGAGAGCGGCCCCAUUUGCAAGUGUCACAUCAGGUACGCCCUGCAGCCUGACAGGAGGUCGUGUGUUGAACGGGACGAAGCCACCACAGACUCGUCGGACCACAACGCCACGUCCUUCGCUGAGGUGGACAAACGUGUCAAGAGGAGACUUCUAAUGGAGACCUGUGCAGUCAACAAUGGGGGGUGUGACUGCACUUGUAAAGACACAUCCACGGGCGUGCGCUGCACCUGCCCAGUUGGCUUCACGCUGCAGCCAGAUGCCAAAGCAUGCAAAGACAUCGACGAGUGUGAGCUUCAAAAUGGAGGCUGUGAUCACUUCUGCAGGAACACCAUCGGCAGCUUUGAGUGCAACUGCAAGAAAGGCUUCAAGCUGUUGACCGAUGAGCGGUCAUGUCAGGAUAUAGACGAGUGUUUCUUUGAGCGUACGUGUGAUCACACAUGCGUGAACUCCCCGGGUAGCUUUCAGUGUCUGUGCAACAAAGGCUACACCAUGUACGGACUGGCCCACUGCGGAGAUAUAAAUGAAUGUAGCAUGAACAAUGGUGGUUGUGAGCAUGGUUGUGAGAACACCCAGGGUGGGUUUGAAUGCUUCUGCAACCCCGGCUACAAGCUGCACUGGAACAAAAAGGACUGCAUUGAGGCAGAGGGUUUGCCAGCUGCGAAACCCACCUAUAAGCCUACGCUGAACUGUAGCAAGCAGGAGGGAGGCGACCGCUGCUUCCUGACGUGCCAGUCCCAAGUUCAUAUCAGCAGCGGGACAGAGGAUUCCUACAUCGUGACCUGUGGAAUGCCUCUGCCCUGCUUGGCUGACGCACAAAAGAACAACAGUGGCUCACAUUGCUUCGGUUCAGAAACGUCCGGUGUUCCUCGCAUUAAGACCACAGCGACGUUCAAGUCGGGCACGACAAAGUGCAACUUAAAAAGAAGCCAGGAGCGACUGAAGGAAGUCUUGAACUCUGCACGCUCAGGCAGCAGGUUUUUCUUCACGGAGAACGUCCAGUUCAGCUACGUGAGCCUGCGCUGCACCUCAUCGGCGCAGCGAGGGCGCAGCCGCCACGGCAGGAAAGCGGCCGACGAAGACGGCUCAUCCAUCACGGCCGAGUUUGAGCUGGAUGUGAACCUAGAGGAGGUAACAGCAGAGAGCUGCGACCUGAACUGUGUGCGUCGUCGCUCCGAGAAGAGGCUGAGGAAGACCAUCCGCACGCUGAGGAAGUCCAUCAACCGGGAACAGUUCCACCUCCACUUUGCAGGCUCCGACUAUGAGCUGGCAAAGAAUCUUGCUCAGCCUGCAGAAACGCCAGGACGCUGCGCAGCAGGACAGGUGCUGGCGGGCAGGAGGUGUGUGAGUUGCAGUGUUGGCACCUACUACGAUGGCGACCAGGGGAAGUGUGUGCUGUGUCCAGCUGGUACCUAUCAGGAUGAAGAGGGACAGAUGACCUGUGAAGUCUGCCCUGGACCUGAAGGAAGGGAGGUCGCCAAAGUGGCUGGAGCUCGGAACCUCUCAGAGUGCGGAGGUCAGUGCACCCCAGGUCAGUACUCUCAUGACGGCUUCACCCCCUGCAUGCCGUGUCCACUGGGCUCAUACCAGCCAGAAGUAGGACGCACCACCUGCUUCCCUUGUGGAGGUAACCUGGUCACCAGGCGCAGCGCUGCUGUCACCUUUCAAGAGUGUGAGACCAAAGUUCAGUGCUCUCCGGGCCAUUACUACAACACAACAACACACCGCUGCAUCCGCUGCCCCACGGGCACAUUUCAGGUGGAGUUUGGCCAGAACUACUGUGUCGCCUGCCCUGGAAACACCACCACCGAUUUUGACGGCUCCACAAACAUUAUGCAGUGUAAAAACAGACAGUGUGGAGGCGAGCUUGGAGAUUUCACCGGUUACAUCGAGUCACCCAACUAUCCUGGGAAUUACCCCUCCAACGUGGAGUGCACGUGGACCAUCAACCCGCCGCCCAAGCGUAGGAUUCUUAUUGUGGUGCCUGAGAUCUUCCUGCCAAUUGAGGAUGAGUGUGGAGACUACUUGGUCAUGAGGAAGAGCUCUGUCUCCAACUCUGUGACCACCUAUGAAACGUGUCAGACUUACGAGCGUCCCAUCGCCUUCACCUCCCGCUCCAAGAGGCUAUGGAUACAAUUCCGAUCCAACGAGGGAAACAGCGGGAAAGGCUUCCAGGUUCCUUACGUUACGUAUGAUGAGGACUACCAAGAGUUGAUAGAGGACAUAGUCAGGGAUGGGAGGUUAUACGCCUCAGAGAAUCACCAAGAGAUUCUAAAGGACAAGAAGCUGAUGAAGGCCUUGUUUGACGUCCUGGCUCACCCACAAAACUUCUUCAACUACACAGCGCAAGAAUCAAGAGAAAUGUUCCCCAAAUCUUUCAUCCGUUUCCUGCGUUCCAAAGUCCUGAGAUUCCUGCGUCCUUAAGGAAGUGCUGAAUGACACUCUAAAUUCAAAUAGCUAAAUACAAACCACAGUUUUAAUAUUUUCUGUAGUUUUAUGCUUAAUAAUCAAGUGGAUUGCACGCCUGAUGUGACCCUGGGGAGAAAUGAAAGAAAAGAAAGUCGACUUGUACAUUCCAGCCUCAGAAAAGCAUCAGGAUCACUUCUACCACUUUGUAAUAAAAACAAAGCAACUACAUUAACUUCAUAGCCUCAUUUUAGAUGCAUAUUAUACAUCUCAAUAUGAUGUUUGAAAGCAGUAUUUUCAUUUUAGCUGCAUUCAUCUCGCUAAAACUGCUCAUGUCGGAAUUAUGAGACUUUUGCUAAUACCAUGCUGAUAAGAAGUGGUAUUGUGUAUAUAGAGUGUGUACUGUAUGUACUGUGUGUAGUUUUAACAUAGCAGAGGUGGAGUGACAGCGACGCUUUGAGAGGAAAGAAACAAUGAUAGCACAAAUGUUGUUCUUGGGAACUUUAGCACUACGAUGAAAGUAGUCAAACCACAAAAGCAAUUAUCCCGAUGAAUGUUUUGUAUAUGAUGUAAAAAGUUUUAGGUGAAAUUCAAUGACUUGUUUGACAGUAUAAUACUGCAUCUCUUAUUUCAGAGGUUCAAAUCUUUUCAGAAAAAACGUUUUCACUUUUCUAAGAGAGUGAAAAGAAAUUGUCGUUUAAAAUUAGGGCACCAUCAAAAUGACAUAUUUCUUCUUUUGAAUUAUUAUUUUUAUUGUGAACCAACAACCAAAGACAGCUGUUCACUCUUUUGACAAUUGAGGACAUGUUUCUGAGUAACAGUAAUAUGAGGUAAUGAAACGUUUUGUAAAAUAGAAGUGAGCUACUCACCUGUCUUUGACCAUUUGUGUGUGUGUAUAUUUUUAUGGGUUUGUACAUCUACUAUGCUGUAAAUAAAGAUAGAAACCUUACAAUAUUAUUGUUUUGCAUUAAUUGUAAUUUUUUUUUAAUUGUCACUUCCAUCCGCUAAUUAACACUUGUUCAUAAAUAUGUGUGAAAUAUAUAUAU
Molecule: messenger RNA, 4313 nt
Organism: Entelurus aequoreus (snake pipefish)
Lineage: Eukaryota; Metazoa; Chordata; Actinopteri; Syngnathiformes; Syngnathidae
Gene: scube2
Product: signal peptide, CUB domain, EGF-like 2
Exons: 23
Coding region: 184-3285 (1033 amino acids)
Biological process (GO): signal transduction
Cellular component (GO): cell surface
Molecular function (GO): calcium ion binding
Source: RefSeq, a predicted model, not a curated record